CUACAAGUAAUAUCUCUCUCCUCACUCCGCCGCGUUCAAAUGUUUGAAUAAGCCUCUCUUCUCUCGCCAACCUCAAGCUCCGCCCACCACCAAACGGCUCGUUUCGCCUUCAACACCGCACACCUCCGCCGAUGUCGCCGCGCACGCUGCCGCCACGGCCGCCGGGCCCGGUGCGGCGCCUCACGACGGCGCCCAGCCCCGGCUCCAAGCGCCGCCUCGACUUCCUCCCGGCGGCCACGCCCCCGCGCUCGGCCAAGCGCCGCCGCCCCGCCCACCUCUUCGCGACGGAGGACAUUGUCCAGCUGGUCGGCAGCAUCCGCCGCGACCUCGCCCGAGUCCACGCGGGCACGGCCUCCGCCCCCACCCGCCGCCUCCUCCCCCUCUCCCCGGCCACCCCGAUGAGAGGCACCCGCCUCCUCCUCCCCUCGCCGGCCACCCCGACGAGCACCAGCAGCCGCCUCCUCCUCCAUUCCCCGGCCACCCCGAGGAGCACCACCCGCCCCCUCCGCGUCCCCGCCGCCGCAGCGCGCCAGGAGCGCCCGGUCGAGGCAGUCUUGCGCAUCCGCAGCCUAGCCUCUGCCGACGGCGGCGCGGAGUCCGCUCUGGAGGUCGGCGGCGGCGGGACGUCGGUGCGCGUGCGCCAGGGCGGCGCGUGCCGCGACUUCGCCCUCGACGGCGUGUCGGCGUCGGCGGACGAGGGCCUGGAUGCGUUCUACGCCCGGUUCGUGCAGCCCAGGGUCGCGGGGGUGCGCGCGGGCGCCAACUGCACCGUCAUGGUCUACGGGCCCACGGGCUCCGGGAAGAGCCACACCAUGUUCGGCUCGGACGACCAGCCCGGCAUUGUGUACCGCGCGCUCACGGACAUGCUGGAGGGUGGCGGUGCCGGCUGCGACGGCGACGGCGAGAGCUUCGUGAGGGUCUCCGUGCUGGAGAUCUACAAUGAGGUGGUGUACGAUCUGCUCGCCGGCAGCGGAGGAGCCAAUGCCAAGGUAAGGCUAGAACUGAUGGGCACAAGAGCCAAGAAUGCAACAUAUAUAUCUGGAAAUAAAGCAGGGAAGCUAUCAAGAGAAGUUGCCGAAGUGGAGAAGCGGCGUGCUGUGAAGGGCACGAGCUGUAACGCGAGGAGUUCGCGCAGCCACUGCAUGAUAGUCUUGGAUGUGCCGUCAGUGGGAGGAAGGCUCAUGCUUGUGGACAUGGCCGGCUCUGAGAACAUAGAAGCUGCAGGCCAAAUUGGACCUGAAGCCAAAUCGGAGACGGGAAGAAUUAAUCAAGGGAACACGACGCUGAAGCGGGUGGUUGAGUCGAUUGCCAAUGGUGACUCACAUGUCCCAUUCCGGGACAGCAAGCUCACAAUGCUACUACGGGAUUCAUUUGAUGACGAGGGAUCCAAAAUCCUCAUGAUCCUGUGUGCAAGUCCUGACCCAAAGGAACUACACAAGACCAUAUCCACCCUGGAGUACGGAGCCAGAGAGAAAUGCAUCACCCGUGCAGCAGCUCACGCCUCGACACCGUCGGGCAAGAUGAGCUCCAAAGACGCCGGGUACGAGGUGAUGCGGUCGAAGGACGAGGAGAUUGCGCGUCUGAGGACGAAGCUCAGGUUUAUGGAAGCAGCCGCGACACAGGAAGAGAUCCGCGUGAAGGCCGUCGUCGAUGAGGAGGCCCGGGUCCUAAGGAGUGAGCUGAGGACGAUGGGAGAGAAUAUGCUCAUGCAGCAGCAGGAGCUCCUUGCUGUGAAGCAGCGGCUGCAGGAGGUGGAGCGCGAGAAGCUCGACGUGGAGGAUGAGUUGCACCUGGCCUGGAGGGUCAUGAUGAAACUUGCAGUCUACGUGCAAAACUUGGGUGGCCCACUCACUUGAAUGAUAGAGAUCCAUAAUCUUUUUAUUAGGCCCGUUUCUUUUGGGUGGUGCUUCAGGACAUAUGGGGAGAAAAUGUGAGUAGUUGACUGCUGCUACAUCUACGUUCUUUUGGGUUGAACGACAUACUCGCUGCUGCUAUGUUUGUAGGAGUUCAUGCUAAAUUGGUCUCACUGUGCGUAAAACUUUGCAUGAUCAUUUUA
Triticum aestivum (bread wheat) is the source of this 2056-nucleotide messenger RNA. Its product is annotated as kinesin-like protein KIN-10A. Gene Ontology annotation, biological process: microtubule-based movement. The transcript is spliced from 5 exons. Gene Ontology annotation, molecular function: microtubule motor activity; ATP hydrolysis activity; microtubule binding. Bases 132 to 1856 code for a protein of 574 amino acids. NCBI's taxonomy places the organism in Eukaryota, Viridiplantae, Streptophyta, Magnoliopsida, Poales, Poaceae. The record is from RefSeq and is a predicted model, not a curated record. Gene Ontology annotation, cellular component: microtubule; kinesin complex.